Caenorhabditis angaria is the source of this 8103-nucleotide messenger RNA. The record is from the annotation of a GenBank genome assembly. NCBI's taxonomy places the organism in Eukaryota, Metazoa, Nematoda, Chromadorea, Rhabditida, Rhabditidae.
AUGAUAACGCGGGUAGUUUGUGGCGUCUCUCGACAAAUGAGAAAUGGUGAGUUUUCUUUUGUUUUUUUUUUUUGUAUAUUUGAGAAAAAGUCAAUAAUCUUUGCAGCUGGAACAUAUUUGAGAAUCGGGUCAGUUCGUGUGCCAAGAAGAGAUGCAAAAAAUCCAGAUCUAGUCCCUGCAUAUUACGGGAUAACCAAACAGCCGCCAGAUGAUAUUCUACCUCAUUUGAAAUGGCUGAUUCAAAAAGAUUUAUUGAAACAGGAUGUUUUCUUGUUAGGUGUUCCUGGAAAAUUGAGAUUAGAGAUUGUUUUGAGAUAUUUGGUGAGUUUUUUUUUUAAUUUGAGAGAAGAAGAAAAACAUUGGAGUUUAGGAGGCUACAAAUCGAGAAUUUGAAUAUUUAUCGAUUACAAGAGACACAACAGAAGCAGAUAUCAAGCAAAGGAGAGAAAUUAAAGAUGGAACCGCAUAUUAUACAGAUCUGGUGAGUCAAAAGCUUGGGAAAAAAGGGUUUUUCAAGAUUUGAUGCUGAACUUUCUUUGAAAAAUUAGAACGCCAAUUUUUUUCUAAAUGUAAAUAUAAAAUAAAGUUUACAACAAAAAAUUUUUCAACAGAACUUUAGAACUUUCGAAAUUUCUACCCAACCCCACCUUCUCUCACUAUCUCUCGUUAAUUUCUAAAUUCCAGUGUGCGGUUCGAGCUGCUUUAUCUGGUCGAGUUCUCGUAAUUGAUGGAGUUGAACGUGCCGAACGAAACGUCCUACCAAUCCUCAAUAACUUGCUUGAAAAUCGGUAAGAUGUCAUCCCAUUUAGCACACAACCACGCACAGAAAAACCCAAUAAAAAACCACCAAAAACAAAGAGCAAUUUGAUUAACAUAUGCCCUUUUUCCACCAUUUUUUGAGAGCAAAAUAAAAAAAAAACUGCUCUUUUCAUUUCAUUCUUCCCCACUUUUUUUCGUCAAUGUCUUCGUCUUCUUCUAGUGAAAUGCAGCUGGAUGAUGGAAGAUUUUUGAUGAAACACGAUAAAUAUGAUGAACUCAAAGAGAAGUAUGAUGAAGCUACGUUGAAGAAAAUGGGGAUUGAGAGAGUUUCGGAGAAUUUUCAUGUGAUUGCGUUGGGUCUUCCGGUUCCACGAUUUCCUGGAAACACUUUGGAUCCACCAUUUAGAAGUCGUUUUCAAUGCAGAAAUAUUGAAGAAUACUCAUUCCAGGUAACAUUUUUUCAAAAAAUUUAGUUUCGAAAGUUAGGCUAACUUCCAAAAAAAAUUGAAGGGAUGUUUUCCGAAAAUUCAAAACUUUUGGAAAAACAUUUUUCUACACUUUUCUAGAAAAAAAUUCUUGCAGUUUUCAUGUUGAGUAGAUUUCUCGUCGCCCUUCUUCCUUAACCUCUUCUGAAUUUCAGACAUUUCUAUCACAAGCUGCUGAAAUUGCACCAAACGUUGCUCAAAACGAUCUGAACGAUUUGAUCUCCCUCAUCUACGCAUUCAACACCGAAACUUCAAGUUCAAGACCAAGAAUUGCUAUUUCAGUUGUCGAACAUUGUUUGAACAUCUGGAAUUCGAAUCCAAGUCUUUCAGCUGGUGAAAUUGUCAACAUGUGCUAUCCAGCUAAAGAAAUUUUGACACAAAGUGAGAAAGAUUUGAUCGAUCAAUUUAAGAAGAAAUUUGAGUUGGUAUGUAAGAUUUUUCAUUUUUUACAGGGGUUCCAAAAUAUCGAUUUUCAGAGUGUUCAUGAGAAGCCAAGAAAAAUAGUCAGUGUUGAAGAUCAGAAGGUCAAAAUAUCUGGAGAUGUAGAAGUUACAAUUCCAAAAUCAUCACAUCAUAGUUCAGUAUCAACUUCUUGGGUAGAAACUGAGAAACAGGAAACAUUAUUGGCUGAUUUGGCUGUAUCAUUUUCAAAAGGUGAUUUUGUGCUGAUUGGACCAAAAGGAUCAGGAAAAUCAAGAAUUUUGAAUGAGUUAUCAAAAAGAUUGAAUUUCGAAUAUUCUUCAAUGGUUUUGCAUCAAGAUAUGAAUACCAGAGAAUUGAUUCAACGUAGACAUAUGAAAGAAAAUGGAGAUACAAUUUGGGAAGAUAGUCAACUUGUAAAAGCAGCAAGAAAUGGUGAUGUUUGUGUAUUAGAUGGUGUAGAAAUGGUGCAUCCAAGUGUUUUAAUGUCGUUGGCACAAUUUAUCUAUCAUCGAAGAUUUGAUCUACCAAAUGGUAAUCGAUUAGUUGGUGCUGAAGAAUUUGAGAGAUUAGCGAAAAGGAAUAAUGUGUCAACAGAAGAACUAAACAAGCGGUAAGCUUGGAUUGGAAUAUGGAACAAUUUCAAUUUUUUUUCCAGUGGUGUUUUCAAAAUUCCUGAUUCAUUCCGUCUUUUGUUUGUUGGCGAGUCCCAAUCAAAAGAGCACAAAUGGAUCAAUGAAAAUAUUCUCUCGAUGUUGCCAUUUCACACAGUUCCAUGGUUAUCACUGAAAGAGCAGGAGAACAUUAUCUUACAGUUAGUUUCAUUUUUGAAAUUACGGUAAAUAGAAAAAAAAAACUAUCAAAAUUCAGAAUGACCGAUAAUGCAAAUCAAGAAAAUGUGAAACGCCUGAUUCAACUUGUCGAAAAUCUUCGAAAAUCACCAGAUACUGGGGUAUGUUUUAUUUUCCCAUACAAUUCAAAUUUUAAAACUUCCAAUUCAAAAUUUACAGAUGAAAAAUAUCGUCACAUCUUUGUCAUUGAGAAGAUUGAUUCAUAUUGCGAAACGUGAUCAAAUGCAACCUGGACACUUGAAAGAACUUGUCGAAAAAGCUGCCCUCUCCAAAUUCCUCCCACAACUCACUAGAGAAACUUUUGAACAUGAAUUGAAUGAGAUUGGGAUUAUCAAUGAUGAAUCUAUCAGAUUGAAAAAUGAUGGAUCAUAUUUAUCUGCGAUUCGAGCACCAACAGAGAAAGCUGAGGAUGAAGCUUUGAUUCCGAAUGUUUUGUUUCAUGAAAAUGCUCAGGUAUGAUUUAAAAUUGAAUAAUUAUAAUGAUAUAGAAGAUAUAAUUCCAGCAUAGAGAAGUUUUGGAAGAUAUGGCACGUGAUAUGAAACUUGGAAGUCACUUAUUAUUGAUUGGAAAUCAAGGAGUUGGAAAGAAUAAAAUCACCGACAGGUUUCUGCAUCUCAUAAAUCGUCCACGGCAAUAUAUGCAACUUCACAGGUUAGAAAGCAUUUUGACACCAGGGGAGAAAUGUUGAAUUUUCUGAACUGAUAAAUUUUUUGGCAUGAAUGGAAAAGCUUCUAAAUCAUUCUUUCAGAAUUGUUACUGAAUUUAAGUAGACGGAAUAAAAUUUACCAUUUUUCUAAAAAAAAUUUCCCAUCUUUCCAGAGAUACAACAGUGCAAACUCUCACAAUUCAAACUGUCGUUGAAAACGGAAUUAUUCGCCAUGAAGAUAGUUCGCUCGUCAAAGCUGCUCGAAAUGGACAAAUUCUAGUGAUCGACGAAGCUGAUAAAGCGCCUCUCCAUGUGAUCGCAAUUCUCAAAUCACUUCUUGACACUGGUGUUUUGGUAUUAGGAGAUGGAAGAACUCUCAAACCAGCUGCAUCAAUUCUACCAGAAGAUGCGAAUAAUUCGUCAAUUGUUCCGAUUCAUCCAAAUUUUCGAAUUCUCAUGUUGGCAAAUCGACCAGGUUUUCCAUUCCUUGGAAAUAAUUUGUUCGCAGUUCUUGGUGAUUUAUUUGCAAUUCAUAUGAUUGAUCAUCCGAAUAGAGAAAGUGAAUUAGAAAUGAUCAAAAAAUAUGGGCCAAGUGAGUGAUAUUUUGGUAUAGUUUGUAAUAUUGAUUUGUUAUAAUGUUUCUAGAUGUUCCAAGUUCGACUCUCAACAAACUUCUCACAAUUUUCAAUGAGCUUCGGACCAAAACUGAUCAAGGACUUUUACAAUAUCCAUAUUCGACAAGAGAACUUGUUAAUAUUGUGAGACAUUGUAAUGUGAGUUUGAAGAAGAGAUUUUUUGUUCACGGAGUUUCAUAAAGCUCUCAUUUUAUUGUUAAACAUAGAAUAUGGUCAUCCAAAUUCGCUCUAUCACACACAUUUUUGUGUGUACUUCUCUCGGAAUUCAAACUCUUUUUUUGAAUUUUGAAAUAAUUGAAAUUUUGUCAAAUCAAAUUUUUAAUUGUGACUUGAAGCAGUCUGAAAAACUUUUUAAAUCCAAAACCAACUCUAUUUUUUCCAGGAAUUCCCAGAUGAUCCAUUGACUGAAGUUGCCAGAAAUGUGUUCGAUUUCGAUUCAUUCAGUGAAGAUACAAUUUCAACGAUUGAAGCCGUUUUUCAGAAGAAUGGAAUUCCAUUAGGCUAGUUCUAAUUUUUUUCUUCAUUUUUUGAAAAAUUUCAAUGAAACUUUUCUCAAUUUUUUGUCUUAUAUCAAUUAAAAAAUUUCAGGAGUUCAUAAAUCAGAGCGACACGUUUUAUUGGCACAAAGAACAUCGAUCGGUGAUCCAGUGAAAAUUGGAAAUUGGUCAUUCAAAAGGAUCGAGCUUCCAAAAAGCUUUAGUUUCAAUAAACCACAGCCAGUGAAAAUCACGGUAUUUUGAUUUUUUAGUGACAAGAAAUCGAUAAAAAGUAAAAUUUCAGAAUGUGAAACAUCUACCACACAGAUCACUGGCAUUGGGAAAAUCAAGUAAACGAAAUGAAAUGUUUUCUGAACAAGUUUGUAAAUGGGAUCUUCCGAUUGGUGAUGAUAAUGUUGUAUCAGAUGGUUUGAGAGUUGGUGAUGAUUUGAUUGUUGCUACUGUCAAUCCACCGAAGUUGUAUUGGACCAAAAAUUUUAUGGAGGCUAAUACUGUAAGUUAAUUUUUUGUAUAGUUAUAUUAAAAUUUUCCCAAAUUUCAGACAGAAGAAAUCGACUUCUCAAAUCUAAUCCCACGGCCAGUUAGUUUUCAUUCAGCUGUAACGCGAUAUAUUCCAAAAUUCCGAUUGGGACAUUUGAAUUCUGAACAAAUUCUCAUACACGAAGAAACAUCGGAUAAAACUGUAAUUAUUGAUUUGGCUGACAAAACUGGUGGAACUGUCAAAAGUAAUCAAACUAUUGGAGAUCAAAUUAGUGCGAGUGAGUUUACUGACACAAAAAAAAUCUGACGAAUAAAAAAAUCGUGUUUUGCAGUUUUCUCUGCAUACCGAACUCCUUCAAGAUUGGCUCCAUCAAAUGAAGGCUCAGCACUUUUGUAUGAACGAGAUAGAAAUGAUCUGGAAAUAUUUUCCAUUGUCAAUAAUGUGCCAAGUGUUCAAAAUGGAUCAGUUCCCUUUAAUAUCAAACGAGCAAUGCCAAUCGAUAAAAAUCAUUGGAUGCUGGUAUCUACGGUAGGUUUUGGGAUGUUUAUUAUAAUAGUUUCAAGAAAUCCUCUCUUUCAGGAAAAUGAAAGUUAUUCUUUGUCAAUUGGCGAGGAUAUGUUCGAGUUAGCUAAACUUGAAAGUGAUUUGGAUGGUGGGAUCGAUGCGAUUGCAACAAAAAUGAAUGAAAAUGAGAUGUUCAUGGUAUCGGAUCCAUAUUAUUUUCUCAAAGGAAAAGUUCAACUCGAUGGCUCAAAUAUAAUUGAAGGAAGUCAUCGAAAACCCAUCGAAGAUCGAUUGAUUCCCAAAAGAACAUUUUAUUUCUCAGACGAAAAUGUUGAAAGAAAUAUUGAUACUUCUAGAGAAGUUUUAUUCCUUGGCAAUAAUGUGAUUCGAUCAAGAUCGAAAUUUGAUGUUCCAAAAGAUGCAUUACCUAAAGAAGUAUAUAUCAAACAUGUUGCUGGAUUUUUGGAAACUGUGGACACUGAAACCAAACAACUUUCCUAUGUUCUAGUUCCAAGUGUGCCAAUUCAAAAUUUCAUCCCAGAUUUUUUCCCAUAUUUUACUCAAACUGGAUUUGUUUUGGUUCCGUGGAGUGAUGAUGAAAUUUUGACUAUCAAUUGGAAUGGAGGUAUGCAAUGAAUUUCAUGAUUCGAGUUUUUAAAAUUGAAUUCAGGAGUGACGUCUUAUGAAUUGGGAAUGUCUUCGAUUGCAAAAUCGUUUGGAGAAUGGAAAAGAAUGACAGAUGGUGAGGAUGAAAAGAAACUUCGGAUGGAUAUUGAGAAAAAUGAUAGUCAGUUUGACAAAUCAAAAUUGGAUCGACCAAAGAAGGGAAAGUGAGUAGAAUAAUUUCACUUUUGGUUUUUUAUUCCAAUUUUUGUAGAGUUGAUAAAAACAAUACCCCUCACCACGGUGGAAAUACCUGGAUGGGUGGAACUGGUGGAUAUAAUACAGCUGGACUUGGCGGAGUUGGUGGCCCUUUCCGAUUAGAUGCUGGACACGAUGUUCAUCAACAAUCAGAUUAUGCUAAAAAACAAGUUCCCGGACACAUUUUGAAAAAAGCCAGAGAAAUUGCGAAACAAGAAUAUGAUAAGAAGUUGCGACAAAUCAAUAUGUCUGAAUAUGACGCUGAACAAUAUGAUAAAAUUUGGAAUAAUGUUCAGAGAAAUAGUAAGAAAUUAUCAGCUGUUAUUGAUCAAUUGGAAGCGAAAAAGAAGGAAAGAGAAUGGGCAAAACAUCAAACAAGCGGAGAUUUGGAUGAUGGGAAAUUGAUUGAAGGUGUGACUGGAGAACAGAAUAUUUAUCGGCGACGAAUUGAUAAAGAGCCAGAUCCGGGUGCGCCGCAAACAAAACCCAAGCGGUUGAAAUUGUGUUUUGAUGUUAGUGGAUCAAUGUAUCGAUUUAAUGGAUAUGAUAAACGACUUCAAAGAUCUUUAGAAACUGCUCUAAUGAUGAUGGUAUCAUUAGAAGGAAAAACUGAUAAAAUCGAGGUGAGAAGAUUGUUGAAAUGUUUAGCUUGUGCAUCUUUGUGAUAAUUUUUCAGUACGAUAUUAUUGGACAUUCUGGAGAUUCACCUGCUGUGAAAUUUGUCGAUAAGGAGAGCUAUCCAAAAAAUAAUCGUGAACGUUUGAACAUUUUGAAAAAAAUGUUGGCUCAUACACAGGUAAAUUUUUGAAUGGAGUUCGGAGGAUUCUAGGGUUUACUGUUAGAAAAAUUGACCAUUACUUAAUAGUAAAAAUUGAUUUUUUCGUGAUUUGCUGAUAGAAAAAUAUUCCACGAAUAUCUUUAAAUUUGGAAAAUCAAUAGUUGUUCCUGGGAUAAAAGUUUUAUCAGAAACAUGUGAAAAAAUUGGAUUUAAAAUUACAAAAGAAAAAAAUUCGACUUAUCCUAAGUCAAAAAUCGAUAUUAGAGGGACUUUGUUGCACACUGAAUUUGGAUUUGUCGGAUUCCUCGUCCCUUUUAACGUACCCUCCAAUCAUAAAAUCAAAAAAUUGUUUUUUGGAAAAUUUGAAUUCACGCCCGAAUCAAAAUUUUGAUUUGGGCGGGAAAGAAUUUUUGAAAAAAUUUUUGUAAUGAUGAAAAAAUAUUCAGAAACUCAAAUUAGUAAAAAAUAACAAAGCAAACAAAGUCCCUCUAAUAACGAUUUUUGACUUUGAAAAUUUUGUUCAAUUUUCAGAAGUUAGGGUAAGUUGAAUUUUUUUCUUUUGUAAUUCUAAAUCCAAGCCCUUCAAAUUCUGAGAAAAAUGAAGUUUAUACUUCGAAAAAUUAUUCACGGAGAGUAAAGUAAUGAUUUUUUUUAUAAAUAAUGUCUCUUAAGAUUUUUCAAUAUUUCUAUUGAAACCAAUUUUUACCACGCUGACAAAAAUUUUUUUAAUAUUUCAAAAAUCCCUCUAUUUCCAGUAUUGUAUGAGCGGCGACAACACCGUUGAAUGUGUACGAUAUGCCGUAAAAGAGCUGUCAAAAAAAGAUGACUAUGAUGAGACGGUAGUCAUUUUGGUGUCUGACGCAAAUUUACAAAGGUAACCGCACUCUUUCAAAACUCUAAUUGCUCUUCAUCUCUUAGAUAUGGCAUUCAACCAAAAGAACUGAAAGAAGAAAUGAUCAAAGAGCCGACUGUCAAUUGUUUUGUUGUAUUUAUUGGAUCACUUGGUGAACAGGCAGAAAGGUAUGUACAUAUUGUUUGUGUUAAUGAAGUGCGCCAAAAACAUAUGUUUGGUUUUUUUGCAGGUUGUUAGAAGAAUUACCGUCAGGAAAAUCGUUUGUGUUGAAAGAUUCGGCAGAAUUACCGAAAAUUAUGGAAACUAUUUUUGCAUCUACUAUUGCUCAAUGA